Messenger RNA from Paramecium tetraurelia, 1959 nucleotides. RefSeq lists its product as uncharacterized. The transcript is spliced from 17 exons. The record is from RefSeq and is a predicted model, not a curated record. NCBI's taxonomy places the organism in Eukaryota, Ciliophora, Oligohymenophorea, Peniculida, Parameciidae. Gene Ontology annotation, molecular function: protein binding.
AUGGCAAUUGAAUGCUAUGACAAAUCUAUUGCUAUUAAUCCAAACGAGGAUAGUGCAUGGCACAACAAGGGAUCGGCAUUAUGCGAUUUGAAUAAAUAUCAAGAAGCAAUUGAAUGUUACGAAAAAGCUAUUGCUAUUAAUCCCAAAUAUGAUAGUGCAUGGCAUAACAAGGGAUGGGCGUUAUGCUAUUUAAAUAAAUUUUAAGAAGCUAUUGAAUGCAACAAUAAGGCUAUUGCUAUUAAUCCAAAAUAUGAUAGUGCAUGGCAAAACAAGGGAUCGGCAUUACACAAAUUGAAUAAAUAUCAAGAAGCAAUUAAAUGUUACGACAAAGCUAUUGCUAUAAAUCCAAAAUAUGAUAGUGCAUGGCAUAGCAAGGGAUAGGCAUUAGAGGAUUAGAAUAAAUAUCAAGAAGCAAUUGAAUGCUACGACAAGGCUAUUGCUAUUAAUUCAAAAUAUGAUUGUGCAUGGCAUAGCAAGGGAUAGGCAUUAUACAAUUUGAAUUAAUAUCAAAAAGCAAUUCAAUGUUACGAAAAAGCUAUUGUUAUAAAUCCGAAAUAUGAUAGUGCAUGGCAUAACAAGGGAUCUGCAUUAUGCAAUUUAAAUAAUUAUCAAGAAGCAAUUAAAUGUUACGACAAAGCUAUUGCUAUAAAUCCAAAAUAUGAUAGUGCAUGGCAUAACAAGGGAUGGGCAUUAUACAAGUUGAAUAAAUAUCAAGAAGCAAUUAAAUGUUACGACAAAGCUAUUUAUAUGAAUCCAAAAUAUGAUAGUGCAUGGCAUAAAAUGGGUAUUAGAAAUCAUUAUUUAGGGUGGGCAUUAGAGAAUUUGAAUAAAUACUAAGAAGCCAAUGAAUGUUAUGACAAAGCUAUUGCUAUUAAUCCAAAAUAUGAUAGUUCAUAAUUCAACAAGGGUUAGGCAUUAGAGGAUUUAAUUAAAGAUCAAGGAGCAAUUUAAUCUUAUGACAAAGCUACUGCUAUUAAUCCCAAAUAUGAUAGUUCAAGUUAAAGCAAUGGAUUUUGUAUACAGGAUUUGAAUAAAUAGCUAGAAGAAAUUGAAUGCUACAUCAAAGCUAUUGCUAUUAAUCCAAAGUAUGAUAGUACAUGGCAUAACAAGGGAUCAGAGUUACACAAGUUGAAUAAAUAUCAAGAAGCAAUUGAAUGCUACAACAAAGCUAUUUCUUUUAAUCCAAACUAGGAUAGUACGUGGUAUCACACAGGAUCUGCAUUAUGCAACUUGAAUAAAUAUCAAGAAGCAAUUCAAUGUUACGACAAAGCUAUUUCUAUCAAUCACAAACUUAAUGAAGCAUAGAAUAACAAGGGAUUGGCAUUAUACAACUUGAAUAAAUAUCAAGAAGCAAUUGAAUGUUUCAACAAAGCUAUUGCUAUUAAUCCAAAAUAUGAUAUUGCAUGGUAUAACAAGGGAUCUGCAUUAUGCAAUUUAACUAAAUAUCAACAAGCAAUUGAAUGUUACGACAAAGCUAUUGCUAUUAAUCCAAAAUAUGCUAGUGCAUGGAAUAACAAAGGAUUGGCAUUAGAUGAUUAGAAUAAAUAUCAAGAAGCAAUUGAAUGUUACGACAAAGCUAUGGCUGUUAACCCAAAAUAUGAUGGUGCAUGGCAUAACAAGGGAUUUGCAUUACACAAAUUGAAUAAAUUUUCAGAAGCUAUUGAAUGUUAUGUCAAAGCUAUUGCUAUUAAUCCAAAAGAUGAUAGUUCAUGGAAUAACUAGGGUAAAUAACUUUAUUAUUCAGGUUUGGCUCUACACAAAUUAUAGAAAUUUAAGGAUGCAAUAUCAUGUUUUGAUCAAGCCCUUAAUUUGAAAAUUACUCCUUAACGAUUAAAAAAUAAGGCUGAUUCAUUAUUUGAAUUUGGAAAUAAAUCAAAGGCUAAGCAAUUCUAUUUAGAUGCAUUAGAAAAAGGAUCAAAUUAAAAGACUUAUAUAUUGAACUAACUAUCAAAAUUAUGA